CGGAAAUUGCUAUGGCGGAACCUGUACGGAAAAAUUCUCACGAUGUCUGGAAAAAGCUUGCAACGGCCGUGAAAGAGUCAGAGUUUGUUCAACAGGAGUCAAUUUAUGCUAAGCACGAGCUUUUGGUCAACGAAAUUGAAACAACUGAUGUUUCUUUGUCCACCACUUUAAGUAUAUAGGUAGAUCAUGGCAGAACAGAAAAAUGAAGAGUGUAGAAGUGGAUAUUAUGAACAGGAGGGUUUGGUUUUGGAGCUUGAGUCAGGCAAUCCUGGUAGUUUGAGCUAUGUUCUGAGAGCUGUAUAUGAUGGAGAGGAGCAUAAGGUGUUCAUGGAGCACUUGGAUGCUCGCCUCAAGCACCAUGACAAGGAGAUUGAACGCAUGUGUAACUACCACUACCAGGGCUUUAUUGAUUCCAUAAGGGAGCUGCUCCAAGUCAGAAAUGAAGCACAGAAUCUCAAGAGUGAAAUUGAAGCUACAAAUGAAGAACUCCAGAAAUCCAGUCAGAUUCUAAUGAAGAAAGGCAGUGAGCUGGUGACCAGUAGAAAAAUACAAAGAAAUAUAAUGGCAGCAGUGGAACAUUUAGAGCUGUGUUUGCCAGUUCUUGAAAAAUUUGGAAAGCUUAGAGAACAAAUGAAUGAUAAGCGGUACUACCCAGCUCUCAAAACACUGGAACAACUGGAGCAUGUGUACCUUCCACGUGUUAGUCGAUAUAGGUUCUCACAGAUGAUGAGUGAGACCAUUCCCAAGCUUCGUGAAGAGAUUAAAGAAGCUUCCAUGUCUGAUCUUAAAGAUUUCCUUGAAAACAUCAGGAAACAUUCACCUAAGAUUGGUCAAGUUGCUAUGAGACACGCAGCAGAAUUGAAUAACAUUGAUUCUGGACCGUCAGCACAACAGCCACCAAAAGUUAUCAAAAAGAAAAAGAAAAGACGAGCACCAAAACCUCCUAACCCAUUCACGGGAGAAGUUGAAGAGGAAGAUGCAGUAGAAGAUAAUGAUGAGGAAGAUGAUGCAAAUCCAUUCUUACAGCCAACAGAGUCAGAGGAAGGAGAAGAACUCAGUGCUCAAGACUUAGUGGACUUUUCUCCAGUUUACAGAUGUUUCCAUAUCUAUACUGUUUUGGGUGCCAGAGAAACAUUUGUAGAUUACUACCGCAGACAGCGAAGAAAGCAAGCAAGAUUGGCUUUGCAGCCUCCUACCAACAUGCAUGCCUCUGUAGAACAUUAUAGGGUUUACUUCCAAGAAGUAGUAGGGUUUUUAGUUGUUGAGGACCACAUUUUAAAUACUACAUCUGGCCUUGUGGACAGAGGCUACAUGGACGAGCUGUGGGACAUGUGUAUUUCAAAGAUUGUUGCUGUGUUAAGGACUCACACAGCCUAUUGCACAGAUGCCACACUUCUUUUACAAAUAAAAAAUGUGAUCAUUUUAUUUAGUCAUACAUUGAAGAGUUAUGGUUUUACAGCAGGAAAACUUUAUGAUUUAUUGGUAGAAGUCAGGGAUCAGUACAAUGAGAUUAUCAUGCAGAAAUGGAUCCAAGUGUUCCAGGAGAUUUUUGCCCAGGAUAACUAUACCGCUAUUUCUGUGCAGACACAGGAAGAGUACCUGGAUGUCACCUCUAAGUACCCAUACAAAGAUGAGGAGUUUGAGAAGAGCCCCUUUCCAAAAACAUUUCCUUUCUCUCAGUUUGUGCCAAAGAUUUACAUUCAAGUGAAAGAGUACAUCUAUGCUUGUCUGAAAUUCUCAGAAGAUCUGCAUCUCAGUCAUUCUGAGGUGAAUGACAUGAUCAGGAAGUCUGCCAAUAUUCUCCUGACUAGAACACUAGGGGGAUGCUUGUCAGAACUGAUACGAAGACCAGAGCUAACACUGCUCCAGUUGAUCCAAAUCUCCAUCAACAUGAAUUACUUAGAACAGUCCUGCGAGUAUCUAGAACAAUUCAUCUCCAACAUCACUGGUGCUGAUAGGGAAAGUGUGCAUGUGACCAAACUCCAUGGAACAGCCAUGUUUAAGGAUGCACGGAGUGAAGCUGAAGAUCAAAUCUAUUAUAAACUGAAUAAGAAAAUAGAUGACAUAUUGGAGUUAGCUUCAUAUGAGUGGACCCUUCCAGAGCCUAAGGGACAUGCCAGUGGAUAUCUAGUGGAUCUCAUUGCCUUCUUGCAGAGCACAUUUAUGUCCUUUACUAACUUGCCAGAUAUGGUUACCAAGACAAAGUCCACAUUUAUCAAUGUUAGACAUAUGGAUAAGGUUGCCAGAACGGCCCUGAUGUCGGCAUGCAAGCACCUAGCUCAGAGGAUGAUGGACUUCUUGCUGGAUAAUGAGGUCAAGGCCAUCUCACUAGGAGCUCUCCACCAGCUUAACCUGGAUCUUAUGCAGUGUGAACAAUUUGCCAACUCGGAGCCAGUUCCAGGCUGCAAUGAUGGAACAUUACAACUUGCUUUUAUUGAUUUGAGACAACUCUUGGACCUGUUUACUACAGAGGACUGGUCAGCUUAUCUUGCUGACUUUGGUAAACUUGACUGUAAAUAUCUGAGGGUUCCUGGUCAGAGGGCAAUAACACUGCUGGAAAAGGUCAAUACUGCAGACAGAAAAAAGAUAUUUACUUUUAAGAAGAACGAGAGAGACAAGAAGAAACUCAUUGAAACUGUUCUAAGGCAGUUAAGGCAACUUGUGAAUGAAUCACAGCAUCAGAAUUGACAUCAAGAAAAAUAUGACUUAUUUGUAUGUAGCAGUGUAAGGAUGAAGUCAGUUAACUGACAGUGUCUGCCAAACUAAGGUUGUUGGUUUAGAUAAAGGCUGCAGGUAGUAGCUGACAUAAUUGAGAUUCUUGAGUAUCAUGUAUUUGGCAUUAUUUUGGUUGUUACGACGCUUCACUGUUGUCAUACUGCAACACUGUGGUUACCUGUCACGGCAGCAAGAAGGACUUAUAUCUAAGAAAAUAACGUCUUGCCUACAUGAUAAUUUCAUUGGCAUAGUUUUCAAGAAUGUCCAAAUGCUGAGAUAACACAGUUAUUUAUAGUGUGUCUGGGGUUCAAUUUUUAUUCUCCCUGAAUAGCUAAGCAAGAUUUGCUGAUGUAAUUGUCAAAGCUGCUUUGUUAUUUUCAGGUAUGUACUGUCAAGUGUGAAAGAGCCAUGCCAUCAACUUUAUGUGCUAUACAUUUUAUCAGAAAUUUUAUACAUAACACAGCAUAAUGUGUGAAUAUCGUCUUCAUAUACAUGAUUAUGAAGAAAUUGAAAUUAUUUAAAGUUACUGCUAAUCAUUAGCAUUGGUAUGUCCGGUUGCACCUACAUUAAAGUGGAAAAAUUGCCUAUGUUAAAGUGGUAAAUUUUGAAUUCUAAGUACAGGUAAAUAGGCUGCACUCCAUUUGCUUUGUCUGAAUGCUAUUCUGUGUACUGUCUUCACCAGUUAACAUAAUUGUGGUGCUAUACUCGGGUGAAAAUGGGCUUGAAAUUAUAAUUUUGUGCAAUAGAUAUACAGGUUCUGGUUCUAAAGAAAGCUAAAGGAAAUAAGAUCAUUGCUUUUUGCCAUUCAGUCGGAAAUUAUAGUAAUGUAUAAAUAGAGCAUGUCAUAUCACCAAUUGCUCAAUUAUUUAACUAAUUACAUUUACUUUAGUUUGACAAUUCAUUUUGUACAUAAAAACGAUAUACAGGUUCUCGUUCUAAAGAAAGCUAAAAGAGGUAAAAUAUUUGCUUUUAUACCAUUCAGUCAGCAGGUAUAGUAGAUCUAUGUAAAAAUAGAGCAUGUCAUAUCACUAAUUGCUCAAUUAUUUAACCAGCUACAUUUACUUUAGCAUAACAAUUUAUUUUGUACAUAAUAAACAAAACAGCAUGAUUAAAAUUAAUUUUACUUUAUUUUCAUUUGCCUCGUGAUGGUGGAUUCCAAAAAUUUAUGACGGGACUUGUAACAUGUUAAUAUGCAUCUCAGUAAAAACUAGAAAAGUACAAAAUGCACAAACCUCCAUCAAGGGGCCUCAAUUCUCAUUGUUAUUAAUUUCAUAAUGAAUCACCACUGAAAUUUGAUAACUUUCUAGUGAGCCCAUUUCUGACCUUUCUGGAAAUUCUUUAUCAAAAUUAGUUCAUGAACUCGAGUUUGGCUGUUAACUAACAAAUCAACAAAGGCAAAAAUGUAACCUCCAUGACAGAUGAUAUAAAUUCCUUGAAUAAGGUAGCUUACAGUGUGUCAACCUGUUGGCUUGUUAAAUAACACUGACACUUUUUGAUAAAAACAUUUGUGGAUGACACUGCAAAGAUGGCAUUUGAGUGGAUAAAGGUGUUCAAGACACUGAGCUGGCAUUGUGUUGUCACUUGGCACAGAUUAUUGCCUUGACAUUUGACUUACGUAGCUAAUGACAUUUCUACAGUAAAAUUACCAUUGUAUUGAAGACAGUACAAAGAAUCUGCUGAACAUAGCUGAGUAAGGAGCAAAGUAGAUAUUUGAAGUAUGAGACCGAACCUAAGAAAAUAUCAAGAUGCACAAGUUAUUUUUAAAGUACUUAAAGCACCAUUAAACAUCAAAUAAACUGAAAACUUUCAAGCUAAAAGUAUUAGAGUGAUACAAAACCACUAUCCCCAGUAUCAAUUGUUUUUAUGUUUAGCAUAACUUUAAGAAAACCAAGCAACCCCUGUAUGCUGUUUGCUACCUUCAUUUAUGUUAAUGUAAUGAUUUUGAUAUGUGCAGUGAAUUAAAAGACCUUACAAUACAGUGCAAUUUUGCUCCCAAAAAUGUGGAUUAUAGGCUCUUCAUA
Lingula anatina is the source of this 4736-nucleotide messenger RNA. Its product is annotated as exocyst complex component 6B. NCBI's taxonomy places the organism in Eukaryota, Metazoa, Brachiopoda, Lingulata, Lingulida, Lingulidae. Gene Ontology annotation, biological process: exocytosis; Golgi to plasma membrane transport; intracellular protein transport. The record is from RefSeq and is a predicted model, not a curated record. Gene Ontology annotation, cellular component: exocyst; membrane.